Linum trigynum is the source of this 1395-nucleotide messenger RNA. Lineage: Eukaryota; Viridiplantae; Streptophyta; Magnoliopsida; Malpighiales; Linaceae. The record is from the annotation of a GenBank genome assembly.
UAUUCCCUCCCCUUAAUCUUUCUUCUCCUCUGGAAUUCCUCCCUUGGGAAUACCACAUUACACAACAAAUUGUUCUCUCCAAUUCCCGGCGGUAGCCGUCUCCCUCCACCUCUGAGGGAGAUAUCAAUCCAAGGGAGACAAAAAAAAAAAAAAAAAAAACAAGAGAGAAUAAAUAAAUAAAUCACCCCAUUGUAGUUAUCAUCCAUCGUCAUGGCUCCGUCAUCGUCCGAUCACGAUUCUUCACCGAAGAAAGACAAAGAGUCCACAUCCGCCACGGAUGGAAAAACCAAUACCAUCGCCAGCCAACAACAUCCGCCGCCUCCAUACCCUCCUGGCGUCGGCUACAAUUAUCCACAAACCAUGGGCUACCCUCCUCCCAUGGGUCAGUACCCGCCCGGCUACCAAUACCCGCCCGGUUACCAUUACAAUUACAAUUACAACAACUACAACUACGCGGCACAAGCACCGCCGGCGGCCUACUAUUACAAUCACGGCGCCGGUGCGUACCCAACCCAGGAGGAGAUGAACGCGGCGGCCAAUUUCGCCCGGGGAUUCCUAAUCGGAAUGAUGCUCUUAUUCUUCUUCAUCUUCGCCUCCACGAUCCUCUUCUGGGUGGUGCUCCGCCCACAGGUUCCAGAGUUCCACGUCGAGUCCCUGACCGUCGCCAAUUUUGAGGCCAAGGAGUCCAGCUUCGCUGCGUCGUGGGACGCCAAUUUGACGGCCCGGAACCCGAACACGAAGAUCCGACUCUAUUUCAACCAGAUCGAGACCUUCAUGUUCUACGACGACCAGCCCUUGGUGUCCUCCUACGCCAACCCGUUCUCCCUGGAGACAGGGGCGGCGACGGGGAUGGUAACGAAGCUGGCCACCAACAGCUCCAUCGACGAGGAGGCGGAGGACGACGCGGUCGAGAAGAUGGCGGAGGAGUAUGGCUCCAGAGGGGCGGUGGAGUUUAGUUUGAGGAUGGCCAUGUGGACAACGUUUAAAUCGGAUUCGUGGUGGACGCGGCGGUCGACGGUAAGGGUGUUUUGCGAGGAGUUGAAGGUCGCCUUUGUUGGGAAGACAGGGAAAGGGAGCUUGGCUCCCGACACCAAUAGGGAAUGUUUGGUUUUUAUUUGAACCAUCUCUUUAUUUUUCAAUUUAAACUCUUCUUCGUUAGCUUUCUUUUUGUGCGCCUUAAUUAUUGCAAAAUUGGAAGACACUUCUCAUGUCUCUUAUUUAAUGCAUAUGUGAGUAUGUUUUCUGUUGAAGGCGAUACGAGCUUGGAGACUUACUUGUUGGUCAAAAAAUCCAAGCAAAAGUUUGCUAAUAGGAUUUUGUACGUAAUCGAGGGGUUAGCAAUGUACCUUUUGCCUCAAUGUAACUGGUUUCAUUCAAUAAAUCGAUACAAUACUU